This is a messenger RNA of Cornus florida, 2085 nucleotides long. Its product is annotated as cytochrome P450 CYP82D47-like. The transcript is spliced from 2 exons. Bases 238 to 1932 code for a protein of 564 amino acids. NCBI's taxonomy places the organism in Eukaryota, Viridiplantae, Streptophyta, Magnoliopsida, Cornales, Cornaceae. Gene Ontology annotation, molecular function: iron ion binding; heme binding; oxidoreductase activity, acting on paired donors, with incorporation or reduction of molecular oxygen. Gene Ontology annotation, biological process: defense response to other organism. The record is from RefSeq and is a predicted model, not a curated record.
UUUGUUGUGCACUUGUUCUACUUUGACUCAUCUAUAGACACCCUAUUAUGCCUUCCACUCAUUUUUCUUCAUCACGUUUAUAAUAUGUUCAUCAGGGCAUAACACAAACUAUGAACUGUGAUCCACUUUUGUUGUGCACUUGUUCUACUUUGACUCAUCUAUAGACACCCUAUUAUGCCUUCCACUCAUUUUUCUUCAUCACGUUUAUAAUAUGUUCAUCAGGGCAUAACACAAACUAUGAACUGUGAUCCACUUUUGUUGUGCACUUGUUCUACUUUGACUCAUCUAUAUAUUCAAUCUCAAAACAACCCAAACACCGAAAAAUCAAUAACAAUGGAGUCAUUCCUCCCAAUGCUCCCAACAAUUGUUAGGCUUUCUAUAUAUCCACUUCUUUUUGUUGUUUGCUUUGUGAUAUGGAGGACAAGAGUUGGUCACGGCCGAAACACAGCUAGUAAGAAAAGACUAGCACCCCAAGCUACUGGUGCAUUGCCUUUGAUCGGUCACCUCCAUCUCUUAGGACGCUCUCAAUUGCCACACAUUACCUUAGGUUCUAUGGCUGACAAGUACGGCCCAAUCUUCACCAUAAAGCUCGGGUUAAACCGAGCAUUGGUAGUGAGUGAUUGGGAGAUGGCUAAAGAAUGUUUCACCACCAACGACAAGGUCUUCGCCAACCGUCCAAGCUCUUUAGCAGUGGAGCUCAUGACCUACAACUAUGCCAUGUUUGGUUUGGGUCCUUACGGCGAUAACUGGCGCAAGGCCAAAAAGAUAGUCAUGCAUGAGCUUCUCUCUAACCGCGCGCUUGAUAUGCUACGACAUAUCAGAGUAUCAGAGGUAAGAACUUCCAUAAGAGAAGUAUAUGACUUAUGGGUUAAGAAAGAAAGUACUUCAAAUGUGGUCAAGUUGGAAAUGAAGCAAUGGUUCGCAAAUUUUACCCUAAAUGUGAUGGUUAGGAUGCUUGUAGGGAAGCGAUAUUUGAGCGACGAUGAAGAGGGGGCAGGAGUUGGGAAGGCGAUCACAGAGUUCUUUGAAUUGCUGGGGGUGUUUGUGGUGUCCGAUGCCAUACCUUUCCUGAGGUGUUUGGAUUUGGGAGGGUACGAGAAGGCCAUGAAGAAGACAGCCAAAGAAAUGGACCAUAUAAUUGAAGGUUGGUUACAGGAGCAUAAAAGAAAGAGAGACUUUGGCAUGGUGAAGAGUGAUCAACAAGACUUCAUGGAUGUGAUACUGUCCCUUCUUGACAGUACAAGGGCCGAAGAACUUCCCGAUUUCGAUGCUCAUACAAUCAGUAAAGCUACAUGCCUGGGAAUGCUAACAGCGGGCACCGACCCUACGACUGUGACGCUGACUUGGACUCUCUCAUUGCUCAUGAACAAUCGACAUGUUCUCAGAAAGGUCCAAGACGAGAUUGAUGUCCACAUUGGAAGGGGACGACUAGUGGAAGAGACGGAUGUGAAGAACUUAGUCUACCUCCAAGCCGUCCUCAAAGAAACACUACGUCUUUACCCACCUGGACCACUCUCUGUACCACAUGAGUCCACUGAGGACUGCGUUGUGGGUGGCUACAAUAUCCCGAAGAGCACACGCCUAUUGGUGAACCUGUGGAAGAUACAUCGCGAUCCUCUAGUAUGGUCCGAUCCAAAUGAGUUUCAACCCGAGAGGUUCUUGACUGGCCACAAGGAUGUCGAUGUUAGGGGGCAGCAUUUCGGGUUGAUACCAUUUGGUAGUGGAAGAAGAAUGUGUUCUGGAAUUUCUUUGAGCCUCCAAAUUAUGCAAUUUACACUGGCUAGUUUGAUUCAUGGGUUUGAACUUGGAACUCCUUUAUACGAACCGGUGGAUAUGAGUGAGAGCUUUGGGCUAACCAACCUCAAAGCCACCCCAUUGGAGGUCCUUCUUACCCCUCGUUUGCCUGCUAUCCUAUAUACACAUGAUAACUAGCUAUACAAUAUGAAGUGUUAGAAAAUCAUGAUAAAAAGUAUGUGAACUUUGUAUGUGUUUACGUUCGUGAGUGGUUUAUGGGUUGAAUAUGAACGGACUCUAUUUUUAUUUAUUUUUAAAUAAUAAUGCAUAUGGUAUUAUUCGACCUUGGGA